Fukomys damarensis (Damara mole-rat) is the source of this 3046-nucleotide messenger RNA. It is a transcript of the gene Fibp, whose product is annotated as FGF1 intracellular binding protein. Gene Ontology annotation, cellular component: nucleus. Gene Ontology annotation, molecular function: fibroblast growth factor binding. Gene Ontology annotation, biological process: platelet aggregation. The record is from RefSeq and is a predicted model, not a curated record. The transcript is spliced from 10 exons. NCBI's taxonomy places the organism in Eukaryota, Metazoa, Chordata, Mammalia, Rodentia, Bathyergidae. The coding region runs from base 96 to 1190 and encodes 364 amino acids.
GGAAUCUCUGCGCUCCCGGAAGUGGCCCAGCGGCAGCCCGCCCGGCCCGGGCAGUGCUAACUCCUGCUCGGGGCGCCCCGGGUCCGGGCAUAGCCAUGACAAGCGAGCUGGACAUCUUUGUGGGGAACACGACUCUUAUAGACGAGGACGUGUAUCGCCUGUGGCUGGAUGGCUACUCAGUGAGUGACGCGGUGGCGCUGCGAGUGCGCUCCGGAAUCCUGGAGCAGACGGGAGCCACGGCAGCCGUGCUGCAGAGCGACACCAUGGACCACUAUCGCACCUUCCACAUGCUCGAGCGCCUGCUACACGCGCCCCCAAAACUGCUGCACCAGCUCAUCUUCCAGAUCCCGCCCUCCCGGCAGGCGCUGCUCAUUGAGAGGUACUAUGCUUUUGAUGAGGCCUUUGUUCGGGAGGUCCUGGGCAAGAAGCUGUCCAAGGGCACCAAGAAAGACCUGGACGACAUCAGCACCAAAACAGGCAUCACCCUUAAGAGUUGCCGGAGACAGUUUGACAACUUUAAGCGAGUCUUCAAGGUGGUAGAGGAAAUGCGGGGCUCCCUUGUGGAUAACAUCCAGCAACACUUCCUCCUCUCUGACCGGUUAUCCAGGGACUAUGCAGCCAUCGUCUUCUUUGCCAAUAACCGCUUUGAAACAGGAAAGAAAAAGCUGCAGUAUCUGAGCUUUGGAGACUUUGCCUUCUGUGCUGAGCUCAUGAUCCAGAACUGGACCCUUGGAGCCGUCGGUGAGGCCCCCACCAACCCAGACUCUCAGGUGGAUGACAUGGAUGUGGACUUAGACAAGGAGUUUCUCCAGGACUUGAAGGAGCUCAAGGUGCUAGUCGCUGACAAGGACCUUCUGGACUUGCACAAGAGCGUGGUGUGCACUGCCCUCCGGGGAAAACUCAGCGUCUUCUCUGAGAUGGAAGCUAACUUCAAGAACCUGUCUCGGGGGCUGGUGAAUGUGGCUGCCAAGCUGAUCCACAAUAAGGACGUCAGAGACCUGUUUGUGGACCUUGUGGAAAAAUUUGUGGAACCCUGCCGCUCUGACCACUGGCCACUGAGUGAUGUGCGGCUCUUCCUGAAUCAGUAUUCAGCAUCUGUCCACUCCCUGGAUGGUUUCCGGCACCAGGCCCUCUGGGACCGCUACAUGGGCACCCUCCGUGGCUGCCUCCUACGUCUCUAUCAUGACUAAGAGCCCCUUCCUCCACCCUGCUCAUUGUGACAAUAAAGUUACUAUGAGUUUGGACACUGAGCCUUGCUCCAGGGGGAGGAGCCUGUGGGGGCAUGUAUAGUGUACAUGUAUGUCCCUGAGUGCCACAGUGUUCACGCACGAAGAUAUGGUGUACUCCAGCCUGUCAGGAACUGGGAUGGGUCAGAAGUGCCAUCUGUGCUCCCUGCACCUGCCGUCUCCAAGCUCCAGCUGACUCUACUUGGAUAGCAGAAAUUUUGUCUUGAUUUAUUCACAUGGUGUGGCGAAAACUGAGAAGACAAACAAAACCCUCAGGAUGGGGCGAUGAAGAGGCAGCUGGCAUACAGGAGAGGCUCAGGGAGGACAGGAGACUUUCUGCUUCUCAGCUGGAUCACCUACACAGGCAGUGAGUGGGAACCUGGUGAUGCCGCAGGUAUCGCUCCCUCGGUGCAACCGGAAGUAGCCCUAGAAGUUAGGGGACAUCAGGGCCAGAAGGUGGGGAAGGGCCUGUUCUUCCCUGUCCCUUUUGCCAGUGGAUGUGCUCACCUUCUCACCCCAGUGGGCCCCCCAAGAGUUCUUCAGGAUCCAGUAAGGGGUGGAUUGGAGAGGAGGAUGAUUGGACUGGAACAAAUCUUUCUCUGUCGCUUUCUCCUCUUUGCCAAAACCCACCAGCAGAAUAUAAUGGCUUGCAAGCCAGGGGUCACAGGUGGAGGGCGUGCUCUUGAUGAUACCCUUCUGGUAAUGCUGCAGGAGUGGAAACGGGCUGAGUCUGCUGCAUGCUCCCCGCAUGCCCCCUUCCCCCAUUCCUUCCCCCACCCACCUGCAAUAGCGUUGGGUUGAUGAGCACAGUGAUGGGCCCCUGUGUGGCCACGUACUUGGCCAUUGCUGGAGAGAGAGAGUGCCAUCAGGCCCUGCCUGCCGUGGGGCUGCAGCUCUUGACACAGCCCCGCUGUCUGCCACUGUCCUGUGCCUUUUGUUUCUUUCUCACCCUCCACCCAUGUCUCCCCACUUUGGCCGCACCGUCUUCAUUGCGGGGCAGCAUGAUGUAGUCUUGGAUCCAGGCCACCUUCUUAUAGAACGGUGCCAGGCACCUGUGGGUUUUGGCAUGCCCCCGGAAACGGUAGUCCUUUUCACUGGCCAGACCACCUGAAGAUAAGGAAGGAGACUCUGUUCCUGGAUGUCCCCCACCCCUCUAAUUGUCCAAAAAGCCAGGUACUCACUGUAGUUGAGGACAGUUAUGAAUGCGUCCCAGACGUAGCCACCCAAGCAGCCAUCCCCACAGCGGCCACAGUCAAGCAGCUCUGGGGGGAAAAGGCACAGCAUGAAUGACUAAGCCGUUAGUCCCCCCCUGUCACAUCCCCCUUUCCGUCCCAGUCAUACCUUGCACAGAUACUUCCACAGACUGUUUGAAUCUGAUGUUCCACAGAGCUUCAAUGUUGCCUGCUGCCGCUAUGGCCCAACAGCAAUUGCACUUUCCCUGGUGUAUUAUAGGGUAGUGUGUAGUGGGGGGUCUAGGUGAGGUGUCCCACUCUUCCCACCCUUUGGACCAGAUUGGGCUCAACUGUUGGGGGCAGAUACCUGGUGCUUGACGGGUGAGAGGACAUUGUGGGCCUUCCUCCAGUCACAGCUUGGGGGCAUCGACUCCUGCUUUUCAAACCUUUCUUUUCUGCCCACCCUGAGGUCCUUCCUGGUUGCCCUCCAAUUCCCAUAGAGCUGGCCAAACUCUUCCUCUGGGGAACAGACAAGGCCACAGAAGUUACAGCUCUGACCUCCCUCUCCAUAUUCUGCCUCUUAUGCUCCAGCCAUCCAUAUCCUUGGCCUUUUGUGUUUUUUUGUUGUUGUUGUUUUGGUUUGGUUUG